Messenger RNA from Cyprinus carpio (common carp), 3074 nucleotides. RefSeq lists its product as uncharacterized. Gene Ontology annotation, cellular component: nucleus. Gene Ontology annotation, molecular function: RNA polymerase II cis-regulatory region sequence-specific DNA binding; DNA-binding transcription activator activity, RNA polymerase II-specific. Gene Ontology annotation, biological process: regulation of transcription by RNA polymerase II. The record is from RefSeq and is a predicted model, not a curated record. Lineage: Eukaryota; Metazoa; Chordata; Actinopteri; Cypriniformes; Cyprinidae.
UUUAUUAUAUCAUGUUCUACGUAGAUUUCUAUGCAUUAGACAGCAGUGUGUGAGUGGGACUUUUAUUUUGGUGUGGUGAUGUGACGUCAUGAGGAUGCGCCGCGCUCCUGCAUCUGCUGUGAUUCGACUGAAGAAAGAACUGAGUGUCCAAAAAACUCCUGCUGAAGUGAAUGAGAUCCAUGUGACAGUGUUAUAAAGAUGGCAUUUAUUAAAGAGGAGAGUGAAGACAUGAAGAUUGAAGAAGCAUUCAGUGUGAAACAAGAAGAUACUGAGGAACAAACAAAGAUGGUGUUUAUUAAAGAGGAGAGUGAAGGCAUUAGGAUUGAAGAAGUAUUCAGUCUGAAAGAUACUGAGGAACAAACAGACCUAAUGGCAUUGAAAAAAGAGAAAGAAGUGCUCAGUGACAUUGAAGAGAAAGAUCAAUACAAGAAUCUGCAUGAUUUCACACCUGGGAAAAAAUCUUUCAGGUGUUCAAAGACUGAAAAGAUUUCCAUACGAAAAACGGGUCAAGAGACUGGAACAACUAGAAGUGAUUUCACUUGCUUUCGGUUUGGAAAGAGUUUCAAUCAACAAGGAAACCUUAAAGUCCACAUUGGGGAGACCCCUUUCAGUUGCCAACACUGUGGAAAAAGUUUUACUUAUAAAGGAAGUCUUGACAGGCAUAUAAAAAUUCACACUGAAGAAAAGCCUUACACCUGCCAGCACUGUGGUGAGAGUUUUGCUCAACGUGUAAACCUUAAAGUCCACAUGAGAAAACACAAUGGAGAGAGUCCCUUCACUUGCCAACACUGUGGAAAAAGUUUCAGUCAUCAAGGAAGCCUUAGCCACCACAUGAGAAAUCACACUGGAGAGAAGCCUUACACCUGCAAACACUGUGGAAAAAGUUUCACUCAUAAAGGAAGCUUUGACAGGCACAUGAGAAUUCACACCAGAGAAAAGCCUUACACCUGCCAGCAGUGUGGAAAAAGUUUUUCUCAACAUGGAAACCUUGAAGUCCACAUGAGAAUACACAAUGGAGAGAGUCCCUUCACUUGCGAACAAUGUGGAAAAAGUUUCAGUCAUCAAGGGAGCCUCAGCCACCACUUAAGAAUUCACACUGGAGAGAAGCCUUACACCUGCAAACAGUGUGGACAAAGUUUUACUAAUAAAGGAAGCCUUAACUGGCACAUGACUGUUCACACUGGAGAGAAGCCUUACAUAUGCCCUCAGUGUGGGAAGAGUUUCCAUCAGCAUGGAAAUCUCCAAGUCCACAUGAGAAUUCACACUGGAGAGAAGCCUUACACCUGCCAACAGUGUGGAAAAAGUUUCACUCAUAAAGGAAGCCUAAAUUGGCACAUGAGAAUUCACACCAAAGAGAAGUCUUAGGGUGCUUUCAGACCUGGCCCAUAAUUUCAGGACCUGGCGAGUUUGGAAACUUGAACAGGCACACAUGAGUGUUCACACUGCAUAAAACACUUACACCUGCCCCCAGUCGCCGUGAUUUUGCCAAUUAAGACAUGUUCCUGGAUCAGCAUUACUGUCCAAAAAUAUAGACCUAGCCAAUCCCUACCCCUAAACCUAACCUUACCCAUAAUUUAUUCCUAAAAUCAGAGAGAAAUGAUAGGUGAUUAACAAGGCUAUAGAAGCGCCUAACCCUGAUUGUAAGCCUAAAACAGAUAUUACCUCAAAACUUAUCCCUCGAUUCUGAUUGGUUGAUUUGGAACAAGGAUGUUGAUCCAGGGACAUGUUGUACUUGGUGAAAGCACAUUCACCCCUGCCCCCAGUGUGGAAAAAGUUUCAUUCAUUGAUUGUUUGGCGAACUGACUGUCUCACAUUACACUGAGGAUUUAGAUGUGAUGCACAAAUUGAAGUAAUUGUAUUAUGUUUUUUGUUGUUACUUUCAUGCAGUUAAUGUUUCUGGAUUUAUUUGGCAUUUUAACUAUUUUUUUGUGCAAUUCUUGAGGACUGGUCAGGAUAAUUUUAAUAUGUUUAAAGCAGUAGUCUGUUGGUUUUGCCUCAUUGUCGCCAUCUCUGUUGGAAACCUGCAGUUGCAGUUAUCAACAGAAUUUUCAUGUGUAUGUGGUUUGUGCUUCAGCACGGCUCUGCAGCACAGAUGAAUCUAAUGUUUUGAGGAGUAUAUUGCGGCAUAUAAAAUUUAAAACUAAUCCAAAGCCGCAGCAGGCUAAGACAUGUGGGUUUACACUGAAGACGCGUCACACUGAACCAUUGCACAUGAUAUGACAUCUUUAUUGUUCCAUUUCACAAGCUUAGCAAGAACCAACACUUACUUGAAUUGAUGCAUUUCAUAAGCCAUGCAAAGAUACCUCAGACAGUGCAGAAACAGAAGAUGAUAAUGGCGACGGUCGACAAAGUUUCUUCACACGCUCACCCUGCAGCCAUAAUCCAAACACCCGCUCCACACAGGUGAGCACACAUGCAUUAAUACAGACACCACACCCCCGGUGACACCCACAGUAACCAAUGACGUCACUAUGCACGUGCACAUACACAACAGUGUAGAAAGAAAAGGAGGAAAUAUCAUGAAAGACUAAUCAAACUCAAAUGUAUGGCUCCUACAGAGUAUGUGUAGCCAUCAGUCACCGCACCAGUGUGGAUGUACACUGUACUCUGGUAUUAUAGAUACUAUUUUUUGGAAGUAUGACUAAAAUAAGAUAUUUAACUGGAAAAUGUCAUCUGAACAAAAAACAUGUCUGCCACCUUUGUCAUGACCAUCUAUGGAAAAGAAGCAUUACAAUAAAUCGCGCAACCUUUGGUGAUUAAAUCUAACAAUUGCUUUGCUCAUAUCACAUCAAACCAUGGACAUUUUUAUUGUUAUACUUUGUUCUCAAAUUGUUAAUGUUGACAACAUCAGCAUUAUGUGACUGUGUGUAUUAGCCUCCGAAGUCUUAUGCUUUUGACUGAAUCUCCAGCUGUCACUGAUUGUCAUUUUUACCUUUCUGGCCAUCUGCUGUCAAAGUAAUUCAUACCUGUCAAUGUUAAAUACACGAAGCCCUGCACAUGACAGCAGGAAAAAAAAAAAGAUAUCAACUCACAAGAAUGUUUAAAUAAAUGGGUCAUAAUAUGCGAUUUCAAGA